Molecule: messenger RNA, 2445 nt
Organism: Neoarius graeffei (lesser salmon catfish)
Lineage: Eukaryota; Metazoa; Chordata; Actinopteri; Siluriformes; Ariidae
Gene: fam161a
Product: FAM161 centrosomal protein A
Exons: 7
Coding region: 1-2445 (814 amino acids)
Biological process (GO): cilium organization
Cellular component (GO): cilium
Source: RefSeq, a predicted model, not a curated record
AUGUCCAGCUCUCAUCGCGCUAACGCGCUCGUUACAUCCUGUUUGAAAACCCCGGUGGAUCCGCACACCAGAGUCCCGCUGGCUUCAUACGAGAGAGCGCGUGCUACCCCGUUAAUAACGGAUGGAGAGCAGAUGGAAUUGGACUCUGAAUUAGAUCCAGACACUGAUGAUGCACACGCUAGAGUCAGUUGCCCUCUGCCAAUUACAGAUCGCUGUAAAAAGGGUGAUCACAUUGACCUGCGUGAGCUGUACUUUUCUAAUGAGGAGUACUACCGCAAACUGGAGCAGCUGAAGAGAGCCCACCUCCGCACCAUGGCUGAUCUCGACCUCCUGUACCUUAAGAAACUUGAGCUGAAAGGCACUGCACCUCUGAGCAACUCUGCCAGAGUCUGUCAGCUACAGUGUCAUCAGACAAACAAUACAACUGGAAGAAAACUGAAGAAGGCUCACUCAGCCCAUGAGCUCAGAAGCAGCACCGACAUUGAUGAGGUGCGCAAUGACCGAGGUGACCAUGUCAAUCAAAAUAUUACAAAAGAUCUGCUCAGCUCACCCAAAGAACACAUCAAAAACAUGUGGCGAGGCUUCUGUGUUAACAAAAUGUCUCCAAGUAAGCAGCAACCUUCCUCAGCAUUGCCCCAGAAGCAAGCCAUGGUGGAACCAAGCGCCAUAGCCGGAGUUCAAAAGUCAAAAAAAGGAAAGGGGUCAAAACAGGUAGGCUGGUGUCCACAGGUGACAGUGCCCAAGCCCUUCCAGAUGAUGCUCCGAGAGGUGGAAUACAAACGCAAGGGGAUCAGGUCUCGCACCGAACUUGAGCAUGAGAAUGAGAAGCUGCGCCGGGAAAUAGAGGAGCUGACAGAGUGCCAGCGCAAGUUCCGAGCCACUGCGGUGCCUGCUCAUGUGCACUUGCCACUAUAUGAGGAACUGCAGAAGCGAGAUGAAGAACGUCAUCAACAGUUUCGAGCUGCAGAACAGCAGCGCCUCCUUGCUGCCCAGAGGCCCUUUCGCUUUCUGGAGAGAGAGCAUAUCAAGAAACAGCAGAAGGAGCUCCAGAUGCUCUCCUCUAAGGAGCAAAAGGAGCACAGGAGGCGCCCAUUUCGUGCCAAACCUAUUCCCCGUGCGGUUAAGGAUGCAGCAUUCGGCGAGCGCCAAAAAGAAGAGCAACUCUACCGGGAAAUCAGGAAAGAGAUGCGGGCAACAGAGAUGCUCUUGAGUGCCACUGAGCCACCCAGCAUGCUGGCCAAACGUCUCAGUGAACGCCAUGCACAGAGAGAAGGGGAGUCUGCCGACAGCAGCAACCACAGGAACAGAAUCAGAUCCCAGAUGCCCGACUUCGAUGCCAGCUGUAGGCACUUCCAGAAGCAGCUUGCAAGCAAGCGGGAAUUUCGACCUGUGACAGCUUGUGAACCUUUCAAGCUGUGCAUGGCUAACAUCAGCUCACGCAAAGAGCGCCUCAAAGCCAAUACUGAGGCAGAGAGGAGGAGCCAGUGCCUGUUUGAUUCACUGUCACCUCAAACACCUUCAUCCUCUGUGUGUUCAUCUCUCUCUGGGAGCCAUGAAUACAUACCUUCCAAAAUUACUAACGCAGCCAAGAAGCGUCAAGAGGCUGUUAGGAAAGUUCUUGAACAGAGGAAGAAGGCUGAGCAAGAAGUGGAGAAAUGGAAGGAGCAGAAGAGGCAGAAGGAGAGGAAAUUGCAAAAGCUGAUAACCAAGCGUGCUCAGGCCAAUGACCCACACAUGGCCCUGGCACAGAUUUGUGAAUCCAAAGUCAAGGAGUUCAGGAAACAGGACCUGCAGAGGCACAGGGAGUAUCAAGAAGAAAUGAGAGAAAUUCAAGAGAGAGUGAAAAGUAGACCUCUUCUACUAGAACGAGUAACACAGAUGAAUGCUAAGAAGGCAGCAGAGAAGCGUUAUACUGAAGCUCUGCAUGCAUUUGGCCUCAGUGAGGCCUUCGUCAAGAGUAAAGCUCCUACAAGUGAACACGACGACGCUCUCUCGGGUCAUUCAAUGAUUCACACGCCUCUCACACACAGGAAGGACCAAACAGCUGAUCAUCUGGAGGAUGCGGAUUUUGAAGAUUUACUUGGCGAUUAUCCUGGUGAUUAUGAAGAUGUCGAGAAUGUACUGAUGGACAGAAAGAACAAGAGGCAGCAGGAGCAAGAGGAAAAUGGAAUAAAACUCGAUAAAGAAGGUGACCCCAAUGAAGACGGAGACGGCAAUCGUUCCUAUGAAGACGAUCUGGAUUUUGAUGAUUAUGAUGAUCAGGAUGGGGAUGAAAGUGAUGAAGGAUGUGGUGACAGGAGCCACAGUCGCCAUAGCAACACAAGCAGGGUGAGUGACGACGGAAAACGAAGUACAAGCCCUUUAACGGAUGGAGGGAGGAAAGAAGAAGAUGGGGAAAGCAGGCAUGGAAGUCAGGAGUCUAUGAGUGGUGAAGAAACAAGUUAG